AUGAACCGGAUAUUUCUCUUGUUGGCAACACUUUUUCUACAUGUUUUCCCUGCUCCAGCGAGCAAGGUUCCCGAGUCCCGAUUUGCAUUAUCACGCAUGAAUGAUUCCUCCAUUCAUUUUUUAAAAUAUUUGCCACAUUCCGGAUUUUCCAAUCAAAUUAAUGAACUCAGCAAUGCAUUGCUAAUGGCACGUCUGUUGAACAGAACUUUAAUUCUGCCGCCCUUUUUUUUGGGCGAAAGGGUUACUUAUCCAUGGAAACCUUUUGACCGUUUAAACUCAACUCUAUCCGAUGCCUUUAGACAGUUCAGUUCCAAUUUGAGCCACAAUUUCUGGACGCUAUUGGAAGUUUCCGAGUUUUUUCCACAACUUGCUGAUUUUAAAGACGUAAUGGCAAUAUCUUACUCCAAUUUUAAAGAUCGUUUUCCACAACCAGAGAAUCUCAAAUCCUACAUCUUGAAGGACUAUACUCGAUAUAAUUAUAAGUAG
Messenger RNA from Mitosporidium daphniae, 486 nucleotides. RefSeq lists its product as uncharacterized. The transcript has a single exon. Bases 1 to 486 code for a protein of 161 amino acids. NCBI's taxonomy places the organism in Eukaryota, Fungi, Microsporidia. The record is from RefSeq and is a predicted model, not a curated record.